Molecule: messenger RNA, 4441 nt
Organism: Choloepus didactylus (southern two-toed sloth)
Lineage: Eukaryota; Metazoa; Chordata; Mammalia; Pilosa; Megalonychidae
Gene: MAP3K14
Product: mitogen-activated protein kinase kinase kinase 14
Exons: 16
Coding region: 120-2978 (952 amino acids)
Biological process (GO): protein phosphorylation; positive regulation of canonical NF-kappaB signal transduction
Molecular function (GO): protein serine/threonine kinase activity; ATP binding
Source: RefSeq, a predicted model, not a curated record
GACCGUGCGCCGGGAGGGCCACCGGAGGCGACCCGCGGCUGGAGAUCGCAGGAGAGGGGAGUGCGACACUCGCUGGCUGGGGAAAUCGGCGCUCGGCCGGGUGAGCGUGAGUCUGGGAGAUGGCAGUGAUGGAAAUGGCCUGCCCAGGAGCCCCUGGCUCGGCAGCUGGGCAGCAGAAGGAGCUUGCCAAAGCCAAGGAGAAGGUGCAGACAUUGGAGAAGAAGCAAAGCUCAGUCUACAAGCUUGAGGCUGUGGAGAAGAGCCCAGUGUUCUGCGGGAAAUGGGAGAUCCUAAACGACGUGAUUACCAAAGGCACAGCCAAGGAAGGAUCCGAAGGAGGGCUGGCCGCCAUCUCUAUCAUCGCCCAAGCCGAAUGUGAGAAUAGCCAAGAGUUCAGCCCUACCUUUUCAGAACGAAUUUUCAUCGCUGGGUCGAAACAGUUCAGCCAAUCCGAUUGUCUUGAUCAAAUCCCCAACAAUGUGGCCCAUGCAACUGAGGGCAAAAUGGCCCCUGUGUGUUGGAAGGGAAAGCGCCGCUCCAAAGCCCGGAAGAAACGGAAGAAGAGCUCGAAGACCCUGACUCCGGCCGGAGUGGCCUUGGCCAAACCUCUUCCCAGAACCCCCGAGCAGGAGAGCUGCGCAGUCCCAGUGCAGGAGGAUGAGUCUCCGCUAGACGCCCCCUAUGUUAGAAGCACCCCCCAGUUCACCAAGCCUCUGAAGGAGCCAGGCCUUGGCCAAUUGUGCUUUAAGAAACUGGAAGAAGGCCUGAAGCCAGCACUGCCUCGCUCGGAACUCCACAAACUCAUCAGCCCCCUGCAAUGUCUGAACCACGUGUGGAAACUCCACCAUCCCCAGGACAUGGGUCCCCUGCCCCAGCCCGCUCACCCCUUCCCCUACAGCAGACUGCCCCAUCCUUUCCCCUUCCACCCACUCCAGCCCUGGAAACCUGCCCCCCUGGAGUCCUUCCUCCUGAAGAAACUUGCAUGUGUAGACAGCCAGCAGCCCCUGCCCGGCCCGCGCCUGGGUAAACUGGAACAUGUAGACUAUCAGCAGCCCCUGCCUGGCCCGCGCCUGGAGCCCAGCGGCCCGGCCCGUGGCACCUACGAGAAGUUUUCUGUGGAAGAAUACCUGGUACAUGCCCUGCAGGGCAGCGUGAGCUCAGGCCAGGCCCACAGCCUGGCCAGCCUGGCCAAGACCUGGUCGGCAGGAGGCCCCAAGCCCCAGGAGCCCAGCCCCAAAACGGAGACCGAGGACAGCGAGGGGGUCCUGCUAACUGAGAAACUCAAGCCGGUGGAUUAUGAGUACCAAGAGGAGGUCCACUGGGCCACGUGCCAGCCCUGCCUUGGCAGAGGCUCCUUUGGAGAGGUACACAGGAUGGAGGACAAGCAGACUGGCUUCCAGUGUGCUGUCAAAAAGGUGCGGGUAGAUGUUUUUCGGGCAGAGGAGUUGAUGGCAUGUGCAGGAUUGACCUCGCCCAGAAUUGUCCCUUUGUAUGGAGCUGUGAAGGAAGGUCCUUGGAUCAACAUUUUCAUGGAACUGCUGGAAGGUGGUUCACUGGGCCAGCUCAUAAAGCAGAAGGGCUGUCUGCCAGAGGACCGGGCCCUCUUCUACCUGGGCCAGGCCCUGGAGGGGUUGGAAUAUCUCCACAAGCGAAGGAUUCUACACGGAGAUGUAAAAGCUGACAACGUGCUCCUGUCCAGCGACGGGAGCCACGCGGCCCUCUGUGACUUUGGCCAUGCUGUGUGCCUUCAACCCGAUGGCCUGGGGAAGUCCUUGCUCACAGGGGACUACAUCCCUGGCACAGAGACCCACAUGGCUCCAGAGGUGGUGACGGGCAAGCCCUGUGACACCAAGGUAGACGUCUGGAGCAGCUGCUGCAUGAUGCUGCACAUGCUCAACGGCUGCCACCCUUGGACACAGUACUUCCGAGGGCCGCUCUGCCUUAAGAUUGCCAGCGAGCCCCCACCUGUGAGGGAGAUCCCACCUUCCUGUACCCCCCUCACAGCUCAGGCUAUCCAAGAGGGGCUGAGGAAGGAGCCUGUCCACAGAGCAUCUGCACUAGAGCUGAGGGGAAAGGUCAGCCUGGCGCUGCAACAAGUGGGAGGUCUAAAGAGCCCUUGGAGGGGAGAAUAUAAAGAACCCAGACAUCCGCCGCCAAACCAAGCAAACCAUCACCAGAGCCUCCAUGCCCAGCCAAGGGAGCUCUCGCCAGGGGCACCAGGGGUGCCAGGGCCCCAGCCCACCGAGGACACACCACGCGAGGCCCCUAAGCUCCAGCCUCUUCUACCACCUGAGCCCCCAGAGCGGAACAAGUCUCCAGCCCUGAACCUGAGCAAGGAGGAGUCUGGGACGUGGGAACACUUGCCUCUGUCCUCUCUGGAGCCAGCCCCCGCCAAACCCCCCAGCUCACCAGAGCGGAGAGCAGCCUUCCCGGAGCAGGAGCUACAGCAGCUGGAAAUAGAAUUGUUUCUGAACAGCCUGUCCCAGCCUUUCUCUCUGGAGGAACAGGAGCAAAUCCUCUCGUGCCUCAGUGUUGACAGCCUCUCCCUGUCAGAAGACAGUGAGAAGAACCCGUCAAAGGCCUCUCAGAGCUCGCGGGACACCCUGAGUUCUGGCGUGCACUCAUGGGGCAGCCAGGCAGAGGCUCGCAGCUCCAGCUGGAACAUGGUGCUGGCCCGGGGACGGCCCACAGACACCCCAGACUAUUUCAAUGGUGUGAAAAUCCAAAUACAGUCUCUCAAUGGGGAACACCUGCACAUCCGGGAGUUCCACCGGGUCAAGGUGGGAGACAUCGCAACUGGCAUCAGCAGCCAGAUCCCAGCCGCAGCCUUCAGCUUGGUGACGAAGGACGGGCAGCCCGUGCGCUAUGACAUGGAGGUGCCAGAUUCGGGCAUCGAUUUGCAGUGCACCCUGGCCCCUGAUGGCAGUUUUGCCUGGAGCUGGAGGGUCAAGCAUGGCCAGCUGGAGAACAGGCCCUAGUCCUGCCUCUUGCCACCAACUCCGCUCUGCCACAAGCAGCCUGCCUUCUCGGAGGUUCGAUGUCGCCCUGAACCACAGGCUCAGCCUGCUCUCAGGGAUCUGCCGUCCCCUGGCCCAGUGGUGGGACCAGGGGCUGGCGGCAGCAAAGCAGGGGCUAGCAAAAUGCCUCCAGGAUUUCCCACCUGAGUCCUGCCUGACCCUGCUGAGAGAAUACUGUGUCCACGUGAGGAGGAGGAAGGCAGGAGCACUCUUCCUCUGGGAAUGAAGAGGGUCUUUUCUGCCUUUGGCCAAACAAGCUGGCCUGACUCACUUGGAGCAGUGACCACUUGUUGGCAGACAGAGGAGGGCAGCUUCCAACCUGGGUCAGGAAGGUGGGCAAGGCCCUGUCUCUUGACCUCCAGUCGGGUGAGAGGGUGUCAGGUGUCAAAGGGCCUGCCCUCGGGUCCAGUACAGGAUGUGUAUUCCCGUGGGCUAAUGGGAAGCCUCUGGCCCUCUCGCCUGCCCAUUGCUGGCCAUCCAACCCCCUUUUAGUUCUAGGAACUAUUCAGGUGGAGUUGAAGGACAGGGAUUCCUGACACUGUGAAGUCUCCCUCAGAGGAUACACCACCCUUUCCAGGUGGUUGCAACAGGGUCCUGAGUUGAACUCGGCUUCAACCAAGGAUUGGAGAAGGUGUUUAAGCAAAAUGGUUCUCAGUCCCCAGGCGUGUGCCCCCUGUGCUGCUCGCCAGCACUGUUCCUCAGAGCAGCAGGCCCAGCCUUCGGUCCCGUCACCUGUACAAGUGAAGGGUGAUGUGAGACCCACCUGACAGUAGUGGUCUGAGGACGGGUGUGACAGAUGCAAAAGCAGCAGACGUAGGCCCUCUUGUCACCUAGGCCCCAGCUUUGAACAUCCAGCACCGCAGCUUCCCCGAGAAGCCCACUCAGUCAUCACUCACACUGACCCUGCCCUGCCCCAAUCUGCAGGGGCACUGCCAGCUGUACUUUGCACUCCAGUGGCCUCAAAGCACUUUCUUGGCUGCCCUCCAGGAGGACAGGUCAAUGGCUCCACAUGAGCACAAGUAAUGACAAGGCCCCAAGUGAACCAGGAGAUGGAGAGAAGGGACUCAAGCCUUGAGCUAUACUCACAUGAUCCCUCAAACCUCCAGGUUUCUUUAAGACGAGCCCCCCCACCCCCUAGUCAACCCUUCCCCAUUUCCCCAGCCCAGCCUCUUUGGGGAGAGCCAAUCAAGACUCAUGUAGCAUUAACUAAACUGUGAAUCACUGGGGAGACAGCAUCUUCCUGGGUCCUGAAGUUUGUCCCUACGUCUUGCCAAGGUGACCUCUGAUCCAGCCAUUCACAUCGAGCCAUACUGCUCCCCAGGGAGAGACCCUGCUCCAAACACACGAAGAAUUGCAGCCUUGGUACUACAGAGUUUGGCUUCUAGAGAACUCUUUGUAAGCAAUAAAGUUUGGGGUGAUGACAA